This is a messenger RNA of Blepharisma stoltei, 1177 nucleotides long. The record is from the annotation of a GenBank genome assembly. Lineage: Eukaryota; Ciliophora; Heterotrichea; Heterotrichida; Blepharismidae.
AUGGAUUUCGAGGUCCCAAAAUACUAUGCAAAUGUGAACUUAGAGCUUCCCAGAGAUCACAGUGACUACGACAAGUUAAGAAUUCAAUGGGGCAACCAAGACGACUACGAAGUUACUAAAAAAAUCGGCCGAGGGAAAUAUUCAGAGGUUUAUGCAGGCUUCCACUCACAAACUCAUCAGCCUUGUGUAGUAAAAAUCCUCAAGCCUGUAAAAAAGAAAAAAAUCUUCCGCGAGGUAAAAAUCCUCCAAGUCUUACAAGACGGGCCAAAUAUUGUAAAACUCCUGGACAUUGUAAGAGAUCCUAUAUCAAAAACCCCAUCACUGAUUUUUGAGCACAUAAACAACGUGGAUUUCAAAGUUUUUUUCCCAACUUUGGUCGAUUUUGAGGUCAGGUAUUACAUGUAUGAAAUUGUCAGAGCUCUUGAUAGGAUUUUUUUAAAUGUUUUUUAAAAUUUUAUAUAAAAAAAUAGGAAAAAUUUGUAGGGACGCUAUUGAUUAUUGCCAUUCUCAAGGGAUCAUCCAUAGAGACAUAAAACCUCAUAAUGUGAUGAUUGACCAUACUACAAGAAAACUAAGGGUCAUUGACUGGGGACUUGCUGAGUUUUACUAUCCUGGACGCGAAUACAAUGUAAGAGUCGCAUCAAGAUACUACAAAGGCCCAGAGUUGCUAGUAAACGACCAAUAUUAUGGCUAUACCCUUGACAUGUGAAGCCUAGGGGCUACAAUUGCCGCAAUUGUAAAAGAUAUUUAGAUAUUUAAGAAAGAGCCUUUCUUCCAUGGUGACGAUAAUUAUGACCAACUUAUUAAAAUCGCAAAAAUCCUUGGGGUUGAUAAGUUGAUGGAAUAUCUAGACAAAUAUGAGCUAGAAUUAGAUGACCAUUAUAAUGGAAGAUUCAAAAAUUACCCCAAGAAGAAAUGGUCAAGCUUCGUCACGUUGGAAAAUCAGCAUUUAGUCAGCCAAGAAGCCUUGGAUUUUCUUGAUAAAUGCUUAGUUUAUGACCAUGUAAAGAUUAUUUAGGCUGAAAGAAUUACAUCAACUGAUGCAUUGUCUCAUCCUUAUUUUGCACCAGUUAUAGAAAUGUAUAAGAAAAUUGAUGCGGAGAUUAUUGAUUAUAGCCCUAAUUCGCCGGAAUACCAGACUGCUCAGAUAUUGCUGAGACAAAGAAAUAAUAGAUAA